CGUCUUGUGUUAGGCGCAUCACGAGCAGGCAGCCGCCGGCCACAGGCCUCCACCGCGGCAGACGGCGACGAGCUGCCCCCCUACGAGUCCCCAGAGUUUCCUCUCGAUGCUGCGGGGCAGAAGCAGCUCAGCGACCUCGCGAACGGCCAGCUCAAUACCAAGCUCAACACGCACGCCAAGAGGUCGGCCGAGCUUCUCGCAUCCACCGUGUGGGCGAUCAACGACGGUGUGACGAGCCAGAGGAAACAGGUCGCUCAAGCGCGGGCGCGAUACGCGCGGCGGCGCAGGCGGGCCAACGGCGAGAGUCACGAUGACGAAGACGACGAAGACGAUGCCCAGGUCGACGAGCUGGACAGGGUGGUCGCGCCACUGACGCUGGAAGUGGAGGAGGCGAUGAGGGAGGUCCUGGACAUACAGGCCGCGCUGCAGGACGAGAAGGAGGUCUUGGGUAAUCUACCUGAGCUAGUGUUCUCGGCACAAGAAGCGAGGGCCCAAGAAGUACAGGAGGCCGAGGACGCUCAAGAGCCCGAGGUACGCGUCGCGUCUCUCGUUGAGCUCUACGAGCUCGAACGCCGCAGGAAGGCGGACGAAUACGAAAAACUGGGCGCGUACGCCAAGUACGCGAGCAAUAACGCGUACAUCGACUUCAAGCGGCAAUGGCAUGAGGGCUUGUAUGCUGAUGACGAUAUUCCCGUGCCGAAUCCACACACGUGGUUCGAGGGAGACGGACGGCCACAUGUCGGUCUGGAUCUAGGUGGGCAACAGGACGACUCUGAUGCCGACAUUAAGAUUGCGAGGGAGAAGAGGAGCUUCAGGUGCCCCCUGUCACUGGUGACCAUGUCGGAGCCUUACACAUGUCGGAAAUGCAACCACUCGUUCCAGAAGGAAGCAAUCAUGUCCUUCAUCAAAGGUGGUAAUCGCAGGGGUAUCUCGAAACCCUGCCCAGAGACGGGAUGCUCCAUUACGUUGGACGAUCUUUACUACGACGAGCCACUGUUGCGGAAGAUCAAGCGCGCUGCCGAAAUGGAAAGAGAAGAUGAG
Cryphonectria parasitica EP155 is the source of this 1041-nucleotide messenger RNA. RefSeq lists its product as uncharacterized. Gene Ontology annotation, biological process: double-strand break repair via homologous recombination; protein sumoylation. Gene Ontology annotation, molecular function: SUMO ligase activity; zinc ion binding. Gene Ontology annotation, cellular component: nucleus; Smc5-Smc6 complex. The record is from RefSeq and is a predicted model, not a curated record. NCBI's taxonomy places the organism in Eukaryota, Fungi, Ascomycota, Sordariomycetes, Diaporthales, Cryphonectriaceae. The annotation marks the transcript as partial. The transcript is spliced from 3 exons.